CUCAAUCCUGAUUGGAUGUCAGUGUCCUUUUGUUAUGGCGAAGGUGGAUCCCGGAGCUUUGAGAUUGGACUACUGGGGGGGCGGUGGCGGCUAAUGCGCAGGCGUAUAUUUUCGAGUCAGGAUUGGCGGGUGAGGGGCCGGGAUGAGGCGGGACUCUUCUCUCGGCGCACGUUCUGUGACCGGAGUGGGCGGAGCUGCCGGUGUCAGUUGGUCCAAGUGUCCCCGCCCGAGGUGUCGGCUGCAUCCCUCUCUCUCCCGGCCCCUCCAGCAGAAGACCAUUCAGCAAGGAUUUUUUAUCGAAGGCCCAAAAGUUUGUUACCCAAGAUGAUGAAUGCUGACAUGGAUGCAGUUGAUGCUGAAAAUCAGGUGGAACUGGAGGAAAAAACAAGACUUAUUAAUCAAGUGUUGGAACUCCAACACACACUUGAAGAUCUGUCUGCAAGAGUAGAUGCAGUUAAGGAAGAAAAUCUGAAGCUAAAAUCAGAAAACCAAGUUCUUGGACAAUAUAUAGAAAACCUCAUGUCAGCUUCUAGUGUUUUUCAAACAACUGACACAAAAAGCAAAAGAAAGUAAGGGAUUGACACCCCUCUGUUUUAUGGAAUUGCUGCUGAUUAUUUUUUCUUUAAAACUUGGAUAGAUUCCAAAAGUUACAGUACCUUUGUUUGUGGCUUCAUUGAAUAUUUAUGAAAUAAUGUCAGAUGUAGACAAAAGUAACACAAUAACAGGAGACUUCCAUAAGUUUGUGUAUUAUGUUAGUCUAUGAAAACGUGCAAAUGUAUUGUAGAGACUUUAUAAUUAGAAUUGCAUAUAUUUAUGAAACUUAAAAGAUGAAUGUUUUAUCGAAUUUGUAGGUUUAACACUGUCUUUUAUUAUAGGAUUAGUAAGAUAUACAAGAAAAUAACCACCAUGUUGUGAAAAAGUGACCAAAAUCAUGUACUGAAUGCACAGCUUUAUGUACCCUGUCCACCAUCUUGUGCCUCUUCUCCAUUUGCCUCUUCCUUCCUAUUUCCCUUCCCUGAAGGAAAAAACUGGUUUCACAUUUGUAAAAGUAAUUUUAAUAGUUAAUCAUCUCUGAGAGUAACCUGUAUUUUAAUUGUUGAAACUUAACCAAAAUGAGAUCCUGUCACAGCUAGGGCUUGUCAUUUGUGAUAUUUAGUAUUAAGAUAAGAAUGCAGAUUUCUCUUUAAUAAAUUGGAAAUAGAUGGAGGCUAAAAAUGAAGGUUUUUCUUUGAAACUGAAUGAACUUGGGAGUAUUUGUUGUUAAUAACUUCUUUUUGCACAAAGUAACUCAUAUUAUCUGAAAAUACAUAAUUUCUGGUUAUGUGUGUGCUUAAAAUAGAAAAUUUAGAGGAAAAAUAGAAAUGGGGUGGAGAAGUACUUGGUAAACAGUAGUAACCAACUUCAAAUAUUUUCACUCCAGAUUUGUGUUUUCUCUGGCACAGACUAGAUCUUUUGGGAAAUAUGUAUGAAAGUAGAUUAAGUUUGACUCUCCUUAUGUAAGCCACAUCUGGAUGAGAACAUUUACACUUUGGUUUCUAAGUUUAUUCGUACGCAGCAGAUCAACUUUUGCAAAAUUCCUUAACAGUGUAUUAGUAUUAGAAUAGUGAAUAAAAUGGGAGAGUUUUACAUGUAUUCUGAUUAUCUUGCUCAGUAUUUUAUCUCACUUGUUCUAGAAUUUUCUGUAAACUCUGCUACUUGAAGACUUUUAGUCAUCCUUUAACAAUUUUUCAAAAUUUAGUUUGUAGGUUCCAUUUGGUAAGGAAAUCAAUACUGGAAGUAAUGCUAAAAUCUUAAAAUAGGAAAAGAGAUCCACUAAUACAGCUUAUGGUUAUUAGAUGUGGGCUACUUUUAAUCAUGAAUAAUCUUAUGUAUUGGUGUAAAAGCUGAUGAAUGACUUUAGCUGUAUGAAUAUAUAAUAGUAAAACUGCAAACAUUUUGCAUCCCUUUUGUGACCUAAUUUACAGACAUUUAAUUGUGUUGCAGUUCUGCUUUGCUGUUUAAUAAAAAGCUGUUUCAGA
This is a messenger RNA of Callithrix jacchus (white-tufted-ear marmoset), 2018 nucleotides long. It is a transcript of the gene SCOC, whose product is annotated as short coiled-coil protein. Gene Ontology annotation, cellular component: trans-Golgi network. The record is from RefSeq and is a predicted model, not a curated record. Lineage: Eukaryota; Metazoa; Chordata; Mammalia; Primates; Cebidae.